Messenger RNA from Heteronotia binoei (common prickly gecko), 2454 nucleotides. It is a transcript of the gene ARAF, whose product is annotated as A-Raf proto-oncogene, serine/threonine kinase. Bases 91 to 2061 code for a protein of 656 amino acids. The record is from RefSeq and is a predicted model, not a curated record. Lineage: Eukaryota; Metazoa; Chordata; Lepidosauria; Squamata; Gekkonidae. Gene Ontology annotation, biological process: protein phosphorylation; signal transduction. The transcript is spliced from 16 exons. Gene Ontology annotation, molecular function: ATP binding; protein kinase activity. Gene Ontology annotation, cellular component: mitochondrion; cytosol.
UUCCCCCUCGGAGUGACGUCAUUGGCCGGGCUCCGCCCAUUUCGAACGCUCGUACAAGAUGGUGGCUGCCCCGCAGUGACAGGUAGCUGGAUGAGGCGCAACCAGAACUCUUCCGGCUCUCUCUCUAAUGGCUUCAGCUCCCCCUCUCCGGACCCUGGCUCUUCAGGAGGGGGAGAAAGCGGGGGCUUUCUGCCAUUCCCCAGCAGCCUGACAGCCAUGCUGGGCGCCUCUCGGAGGAAGAGGCCCGGCGGGAGGGCCAUGGCCGACGGCCGGGGCACCAUCAAGGUGGAUCUUCCGAAUCAGCAGCGAACAGUGGUGACUGUCCGACCAGGUACGACGGUGUACAGCUCUCUGGACAAGGCCCUGAAGGUGCGUGGGCUGAACCAGGACUGCUGCGUUGUCUACAGGAAAGUCGGUGGCGGGCGAAAGACCAUCACGGACUGGGAGACGGACCUCGUCAACCUGGAAGGGGCUGAGCUCUCCGUGGAGGUUCUGGAAGACGUGCCACUCACGAUGCACAAUUUUGUCCGCAAGACCUACUUCAACUUGGCCUUUUGUGACUUCUGCCAUAAGUUUCUGUUUUACGGCUUCCGAUGCCAGACCUGCGGCUACAAGUUCCACGAACACUGCAGCAGCAAAGUCCCGACAGUCUGCGUGGGCCUGGCCCUUAAACCUGUUUACAGCUAUGACCCCUGGCCAGAUCCUUCCCAGUGGCAAGACAGCGUCCCGACUACCCCAGCCCAGCCUAGUCACGAACCUAUGACCCCUCAGGACUCUAGCUUUCACAAACAGUUGCUCCGCAGCCCAGAAGCCUUCACCUUCCCCAGCGUUCACGGCGACGGGCAGCGUCUCCAACGUGUCCGCUCCACUUCGACCCCCAACGUCCACAUGGUCAGCACCACCAGUCCCGUGGACAGCAGCAGGAUCGAGUUCAUCUCUAGAAGCCACAAUGCAGACGGUGCGCCAGAGCCGCUUCCUCGCACCCCCCCGGCCCCCACAGUUCCCAGCGUGGCUGCGCUGUCACCUGGCCGACGCUCCCCACAUCCCAAGUCCCCCGCCGAGUCCCCAAGGGAACGCAAAACUCCCGUUGAAGACAAGAAGAAAUCUAAACCCUUGGGCUAUCGGGACUCCAGCUAUUACUGGGAGGUGCCCUCCAAUGAGGUCACCUUGCUGAAGCGCAUCGGGGCCGGCUCCUUCGGCACGGUCUACCGGGGCCGCUGGCACGGAGACGUCGCGGUCAAGAUCCUCAAGGUCACAAACCCCACCAGCGAGCAGGUGCAGGCCUUCAAGAACGAGAUGCAGGUGCUCAGGAAGACGCGCCACGUGAACAUCCUGCUCUUCAUGGGGUUCAUGACUCGGCCCAGCUUUGCGAUCAUCACCCAGUGGUGCGAAGGCAGCAGCCUCUACCAGCACCUGCACGUGCAAGAGACGCCCCUCGAGAUGGUGCAGCGCAUCGACGUGGCCCGGCAGACAGCGCAGGGCAUGGAUUACCUUCAUGCUAAGAACAUAAUCCACCGAGAUCUCAAAUCCAACAACAUCUUCCUGCACGAGGGACUGACGGUGAAGAUCGGCGACUUCGGCCUGGCCACGGUGAAGACUCGUUGGAGCGGCUCCCAGCAAGUGGAACAGCCCAGUGGCUCCAUCCUUUGGAUGGCCUCCGAAGUGAUUCGAAUGCAAGACCCCAACCCCUACAGCUUCCAGUCCGACGUCUACUCCUACGGAGUCGUUCUAUAUGAACUGAUCACCGGGACCCUUCCCUACAGUCAUAUCAACAACCGAGACCAGAUCAUUUUCAUGGUCGGCCGGGGAUACCUGUCUCCUGACCUCAGCAAGGUGCCCAGCAAUUGCCCCAAAGCCAUGCGCAGGCUGAUGUGUGAUUGCCUUAAGUUCAAGCGGGAAGAGAGACCCCUCUUUCCCAAGAUCUUAGCCACCAUUGAGUCGCUCCAGCACUCCCUGCCCAAGAUCGAGCGCAGCGCCUCCGAACCCACACUCCACCGGGUGGCCCACAACGAAGAACUGACCCCCUUCGCUCUGCCCACUGCCCUGUGGUUCCGCAGCUAAUGUGGCCUGAGGGCAGAAAUGCCCGUAAAGGCCGCAUCCCCCUCAAGGCCAGCUCCUUCCUGCUAACUUUCCGCCCUCCAGGAGGGCAGCCUAAGUCCAAGGGCGUCGCACUGCCUCUCCCACUCCUGUGUACAGAGAGACUGUUCGAUUUGGCAAGGAGCCUUUCUCACUCUGAAGCCUGCAGUCCCAGCAGGGGGCGCCAGAGCACAAAAGGCAACGCUCUCCUCUGCAGGGGUGUGGCUAUGGUGCCAUCUUCCCUUGUGUGUAUUUUUAUGGAGUGCUGAUCCUGUUUCUGGAUUUUGUGGGAGGUAUCCUUGUGGGAGAUUUUGGGGUGGGGGAUGCUCUGAUAGAAGUGAAAAGUGUAAAAUAAAAAAAAAAACCAUUCUAACUGGU